Molecule: messenger RNA, 2387 nt
Organism: Neurospora tetraspora
Lineage: Eukaryota; Fungi; Ascomycota; Sordariomycetes; Sordariales; Sordariaceae
Product: alpha-1,2-mannosyltransferase alg11
Exons: 3
Coding region: 399-2138 (579 amino acids)
Biological process (GO): protein N-linked glycosylation
Cellular component (GO): endoplasmic reticulum membrane
Molecular function (GO): GDP-Man:Man(3)GlcNAc(2)-PP-Dol alpha-1,2-mannosyltransferase activity
Source: RefSeq, a predicted model, not a curated record
CUCCCCGGCCCCCUGAAUGGCGCCCACAUGCACUAUCAACCCUCCCAAAUAAUUACUGUCACGGUGGUGGGUGGGAACCCAAACACAAGGCCAGAUCAUUCCACCUCCAUCACCCCGUCAGACAAUAUCAUCCGCCCAGCAACCUGUCCAGACUCCAGUCCAGUAGUCGGCUUUGGGUUGUCGCGGCGAUUUAACUUCAUAGUCCUUCGUUUAGUCUUUAAUCCUUUUUAGUGUUCUGUCUAUGACCUCUCUUCUAUCCCUGCUAGAGCUGCUUCAAGAAACGCCCGUUCGAUUCGCGCCUAGCUAACCCGAAGCUCUGAAACGAAAAACAACGGCGCAUAACGCCAACAUAGAACCGACAUAACAGUACAGAAUCAGACAUACAUAACGCUUCAGGCAUGGCGAACGGCCUCCUCACCUACGUUGCCAUCCCCUUGUUUACUAUCGGCCCGCUUCUCGUCCUGUUUAUCCCCUUCAUAUGGCGACUGGUCGGCUCCUCGCUGGGAUGGUACUUGCGUAGGAAGACAGACGGCCGACGGUGCCACAUUCUCGAGGUGGUAGAGGCGGACGAAAGGAAAUAUCGGGACUCCAAGGGCGCAAAGGGGCGCAAGGAGGAGAAAGACGAAACCGAAGCUACCGGCACAUCCGAACAAGGGAGCAAAAGCGGCAAGGUCUACGAUAAGGAUUGGGAUGGCAUCGUGGGCUUCUUUCAUCCCUUUUGCAAUGCCGGCGGAGGCGGAGAGAGGGUCCUUUGGGCUGCUAUUCGGGCCACGCAGAAACGCUGGCCCAAAGCCAAGUGUGUCGUCUAUACGGGUGAUCACGAUGUUAGCAAGGAGGCUAUUCUCUCCAGAGUAGAGGUAAGAAAGCGCCCGACUGUACCGUCUUCAAUGGUAUUCUCAAGUGUCUUACAACCCCUUCACCCUCAACAGCAUCGCUUCAACAUCCACCUCCACCCGCCCACCGUCAACUUCCUCUACCUGUCCACCCGCCGAUGGGUUCUCGCCUCCACAUGGCCCUACUUCACCCUCGCCGGCCAGUCCUUCGGUUCCCUCAUCAUGGCCUGGGAUGCCUUCUCCCUGCUCGUGCCCGACAUCUUCGUCGACACCAUGGGCUACGCCUUCGCCCUCGGCUUCUCCCGCUUCCUCUUCCGCGACGUGCCCACGGCCGCCUACGUACACUACCCGACCAUCUCGACCGACAUGCUCGAGUCGCUCGACCCGGCCUCCGCCGUCGGCAGCCAGGGCGUCAACGCCGGCAGGGGCAUCGGCGCCAAGGGCCGCGCCAAGAAGAUCUACUGGCAGCUGUUCGCACGGCUGUACUCGCUCAUGGGCGCAUCCGUGGACGUGGUCAUGACCAACUCGACCUGGACGCAGGCCCACAUCGAGAAGCUCUGGGGUCCCGUGCGCAACCUGACGGGCGCGGUGCCCGGUAUUACGUCCAAGGUCAACCCCAUCGCGGUGGUGUAUCCGCCCGUGGCGGUCGAGGAGCUGGAGCAGGAGGUCGAGGUUUCCCCGGAAAGCGAGAAGCGGAGGGAGAAUGUGCUGCUCUACAUUGCGCAGUUCCGGCCGGAGAAGAACCACCAGCUUAUUGUGCAGGCGUUUGCCGAGUUCUUGAAGAGCGGAUCGGAAGCGGCGAGGGACGCCAAGUUGGUCCUGGUCGGCAGUGUAAGGGAUGAUUACGACUCGAAGAGGGUUUACAAGCUGCGGCUGCUGGUCAACGAGCUGCAUAUCAAGGAUCGAGUCGAGUUCCACCUGGAUGCGUCUUGGCCGGAUAUCUUGGAGUGGUUGAGGCGCGCAAGCGUGGGCGUUAAUGGCAUGUGGAACGAGCACUUUGGCAUUGGCGUGGUGGAAUAUCAGGCUGCUGGGCUGAUCUCGGUGGUGCAUGAUAGUGGUGGACCCAAGUUGGAUAUUGUUGUUGAGGUUGAUGGAGAGCCUACUGGAUUCCACGCUAUGACCUCUGAGGAAUUCGCAGAUGGCUUCGAGAAGGCUUUGUCCCUGCCUAACCCGUACGCUGUCAGGUUGAGGGCUCGCAAGUCGGCGAAGCGCUUCACUGAGGAGGAGUUCGCGAGGAGGUGGAUCGAGCAAUUGGAGAAGUGCGUGGCUAUGAAGGCGGUUGAAAAGCCCAAGAGCAGACAGUGAUCGCGCCGCCGACAUCUUUGCUCGCUCUGGUACCGCGCAUUAUUAUUAUACUCGUAUUAUUACUAUGUUAGGGAGAGUGGCUGGGCUAUCGGCCGGGCUUUCGCUUGCUGGACCGGACAGCAGAAACAGUAGAUAUCAUUAUGGAUACCCAUUUCUCAAUAUACAAACAAUUCAUCAGCUGCUUUGAUAAUCUCGAGUUGUUGAAGUGUCAUGCCCUGGGAGGUGGGAAGAUAUCUAUGGGCACUGUCG